Messenger RNA from Patella vulgata (common limpet), 3380 nucleotides. Its product is annotated as steroid 17-alpha-hydroxylase/17,20 lyase. The transcript has 11 exons. Bases 204 to 1715 code for a protein of 503 amino acids. NCBI's taxonomy places the organism in Eukaryota, Metazoa, Mollusca, Gastropoda, Patellidae. Gene Ontology annotation, biological process: progesterone metabolic process; hormone biosynthetic process. Gene Ontology annotation, molecular function: iron ion binding; steroid 17-alpha-monooxygenase activity; heme binding. The record is from RefSeq and is a predicted model, not a curated record.
UACGUAUACAUGGUGAAAUAAUUUACAGUGUAUAGACCAGUCAGUAUAUAUAGGACACGGACACUAGAUGUUUCGUCAUAACAAACAUAUAUAGAUACACACAGUAUAUGUUAAUCUAGUUAACAGUGGUGGACCUAUUUGGAGUGAACUCUUUCAAUUAUCUUGGCUAUCAAAAUAUUUAGUAGCAUAAAGAGGUUCUCAAGAUGUUGGAAUCGUAUUUGACACAGAUCCCCUUGUCUUUAACAACUCAAGCAUUGGUGCUAGGAUUAACAGUUGGUGUGGUUACAUAUUAUACAUUUGGAAAGAAAAAAUACAAAUUACCACCAGGACCAUGGAGCCCUCCAUUGUUAGGGCACAUCUUUGCAAUGAAUUCCAGCACACCUUUAUAUAGACAAUUAUUGGGCUGGAGAAAGAAAUAUGGACCAGCAAUCACAAUUUAUAUGGGACCAAUUAGAUGUAUUAUCUUAAACGAUGCUGAAACUGUAAAUGAAGCAUUGGUAAAGAAAGGAGCAGAUUAUGCCGGCAGAUUUAAAACUUUUUCUGUUGAGACCUUUACUUCCGGUUAUAAGGAUAUAGCCAUGGCCGAUGUUUCUCCUGCCUGGAAGCAUCUCCGUAAAAUUUCUCUUCAAGGUCUGAGACAAUAUUUAUAUGGUAGUAAACUAGAAGAGAAAGUAUUUGAUUCAACAUCUAAAGUUAUGAGAAGAUUAAAAGAAGAAGAAGGUAAACCUAUUGAUAUACAGAAAUAUAUUGGAUUGUUGGUGUGUAAUUUACUUCAUGGUGUUUGUUUUAACAAAAGCUUUGAUAUUAAUGACAAGCAAUUUUUAGAAUUGCUACAUGUCUUCGAGUCAACCAACAACGAUAUCGGAAAUGGAUUCUGGGAAGACAUCAUUCCACCACUUCGCCGAUUUCCUACAGCUAAAUUCAAACGCAUCAUGGGAACCUUUGAUAUAUUUUUGAAUUUCAUAAGAGAUGAGUAUGCCGCCCACAAAGAUAAUUUUUCAGAGGAUAAUAUGAAAGAUUUCACGGAUUAUUUGAUACAUGCCAGAAGACAAGCCAUACAAGAAGAUCCGGAAAUAGAAAAUGUAAUAACAGAUGAACACUUGGUACAAACAUGCUCGGAUAUAUUCUCGGCUGGGAUUGAUACAACUCGACAAACUAUUAACUGGACUAUUCUAUUAUUAAUACAACAUCCGGAAAUACAGAAAAAAGUUCAAGCAGAAUUAGACCAAGUACUCGAUGCUGGACAAGCCCCAACUUUAAUUGACAGAGAGAGGUUGCCAUAUACUGAAGCUGUUUUACAUGAAAGUAUGAGAUUGUGUCCAGUAGCUCCUUUGGGAUUACCACAUGCUACCCGAUGUGAUACGACGAUCGGUGAAUAUGAAAUCCCUAAGGGAACAAUGGUCAUGAUAAAUCACUGGGCACUUCACCACGAUCCGGAGAAUUGGAAAGAUCCGGAAAUAUUCAGGCCUGAACGACUACUGGAUUCCGAUGGUAAAUUGGCACCAAAGUCCAUGUCAUGGUUGCCCUUUUCUGCUGGACGUAGAAAUUGUUUAGGUGAAACUAUUGCUAGACCCGAGAUGCAUUUAAUGUUAGCUAUUCUGUUGAGGAAUUUUACGUUUAGAUGUCCAGAAGGAAAGACCGUAGAUUUGACACCAGAUGGUUCCAUGACGUUUUUACCACGAAAAUCAGACAUUAUCGCGGAAGCGAGAAAAUAAAUAGUCUGAUUUGAUUUCGUUGCCGAAUGUGUACUUAGUUUUCGUUUAAAUCUAUAUAGUCCUAAUUGUCCUUUCUUUUAUAUGUUGACCAUUAAUUUGUAUUUUAAUUUAUCAAACAGCUAGUCACCGAUAUGUUUCAUUCAGAAUAAAUUCGGACAAAACAAGUCACCGAUAUGCUUUAUUCAGAAUCAGUUCGGAUCAAUUAGUCAUUGAUACAGAAUCAGAUAGAACCAAAUGUGAUUUAUUAAGAAUCAUUUACAUGUUCAUGUUUUAUACAAACAGGAAUUAAGCUUAUAUAAUUUUAUUGGAAUAAAAAAUGGAACCUUAUCGUUGUGCAUCAUUACGUUUUUCCAUUCAUUUGAAAUCUCUAAACCAUGCAUAAUAUUUGUAGAUUAAGUUCACUUAUGACAAGUAAUAUAUGGUUAUUAUAACAAAUAUUUAUACCAUUUAUGACAAGUAAUAUAUGGUUAUAACAACUAUUUAUACCAUUUAUGACAAUUAAAGUAAUAUAUAACAACUAUUUAUACCAUUUAUGACAAUUAAAGUAAUAUAUAACAACUAUUUAUACCAUUUAUGACAAGUAAUAUAUUAUAACAACUAUUUAUACCACUUAUGACAAGUAAUAUAUAACAACUAUUUAUACCAUUUAUGACAAAUAAUAUAUGGUUAUAACAAUUACUAAUACUAGUUAUUCAUAUUUAAUCGUCAAAUCUAUAACUAUGUACUAGCACAUAGAUAAUAUAUAUGCUACUAUAUUUUUGUUGACAUUGGAAGUUUAUUUCUGGCGACGUUUAAACGAGUGUUAUCUCGUCUUUAUCAAGCAAAGAACUUCUGGGAACUUGCGGCAUAGAUGGUCCAUACUUAUUCCUACUCCUCACAUUGUUUCGAUUGAUUAGACCUAUUCCCACUCAACACUGCUGUAAUGAAAGCAAAUUUCUGUUCCAAAUUAUGACCGGUAAAUAGUCCGAUUAACAGCCAAUGCCUUAACCGUAACAAUAUCAUUUGGGUUUAAACAGAGCUCCAACGAUGUUUACAUAACGUUACGUCAUGACUCACAAAAUUUAUUACGCCCAAUUAACUAGAGCAUAGUAGAAUAUUUCAGAAAAACUAAUUGAGUGACAAACGAAGCUACCAAAACGGCUACAAUGUAAACAAUACUGUUUUAAGACAAACAGUAAUGUUUGGAGACGAACGAUACUUUCACCGUUUUUAAUACCUUAAAUCACUGUCCAAAGUUUGAGGAAAGACAUUGGAUUAAACGAACGGCUGUCAUGUUGCUGUACUUAGGAGAGAUUUGAUUGAACUGGAAGCACAGACACACUCCCGCAAAAGCUCAAGUAUCAGAAGUAAAUCUAGCAAUGGCCAGGGAGAGAUUUCUCGGGCUAUCGCUUCAGGAAUAUGAUACUUAUUAUAAUGACAAAUUUCUAGACCCUCACGUGUUGUAUUUAAUUACAUUUUAAGCUUGUAAUCAAUGGUUUAUAGAGUAUGAAUACUGUUAUUGUUACACCCUCACAUGCUGUAUUUAAUUUCGUUUUAAGCUUGUAUCAAUGGUUUAUAGAAUAUUGAAUACUGUUAUUUUUACACCCUCGCGUAUUGUCUUAAAUUACAUAUUAAGCUUGUAAUCAAUGGUUUAUAGAAUAUUAAAUACUGUUAUUUUUACACCCU